Molecule: messenger RNA, 3480 nt
Organism: Prunus avium (sweet cherry)
Lineage: Eukaryota; Viridiplantae; Streptophyta; Magnoliopsida; Rosales; Rosaceae
Source: RefSeq, a predicted model, not a curated record
AAAGACAACUUUGGCCAAGUCUAUAUACAAUGAUAAUUCUAUAAAAGGGUAUUUUGAUCCAAAAGUAUGGGUGUGCGUAUCUGAUCCUUUUGACGUCAAAUUGAUUUUAAUUUCCAUGUUAGAAUCUCUUAGCCCAUUAAAAGCCGCUGUAAAACAGAGUUUGGAUGCACUGCUUAAACACCUUCAAGAAGAGCUGAAAGGGAAAAAAUACUUGCUGGUACUUGAUGAUGUCUGGAAUGACGAUUCUACACAAUGGAAUGACUUGAUGGAUUGUUUGUUAAAGCUUGAUUCUGCUCGGGGAAGCACAAUUAUUGUCACUACCCGCAGUGCCAAAGUUGCAUCAAUCUCAGAGAAAAAACUUCCACGACAGGAUUUGGAACUUCUAUCAACAGAUGAAUGCUGGUCCAUAUUGAAACAUGCAGCUUGCUCAGAUGGUAGUUCUGAUAUACCUCUUCAUUUAGAGAGUAUUGGACGGGAGAUUGCUAAAAAAUGUGAAGGUCUACCAUUGAUGGCAAAGGUUUUGGGAGGCAUGCUGCGUUCUAAAAACAGUAUAGAUGAAUGGCGGUCAAUUCAAAAAAGUGAAAUAUGGAAAUUACCAGAAGGUGAUAAGAGAAUCAUGUCAGUUUUGAAGUUGAGUUUUGAUAAUUUGAAAUCACCAUCUUUAAAACAUUGUUUUGCCUAUUGCUCAAUAUUUGAGAAAGAUUUUGAAAUUGAAAGGGAGAACUUGGUCCAACUCUGGAUGGCUGAAGGAUUGCUCCACCCUUCAAGGGAUCUAGAGAUGGAAGAUAUAGGAAAUGAUUAUUUUAAUAUUCUAUUGCAAAACUCCUUUUUUCAAGAUGUUACAAUGGAGACAGAUGGAGUUGUUAUCACAUGCAAGAUGCACGAUCUUGUGCAUGAUCUUGCAGAACUAAUGUCAAAAUCUGAUAGAGAAGACAAACUUGACAUUAGACAUAUGGCACCGACUCCUUCUACCAUACCACAAGGAAUUUCAGAAACAAAUGUUGGGAAAUUGCGGUCCCUAUUUUCAAAUGGUGAAGGCCUUAGCAAUAGCUUGUCAAGUUUUAAUGCUUUACGUGUGUUGAAUUUAUACAAGGCUAAUAUUGAGGAGUUGCCUAGUUCAAUUGGCAGGUUGAAACACUUGAGGUAUUUGGAUGUUUCUGGAACAGAAAUCAAAGGACUUCCAAAAUCUAUUGGCAAGCUUUAUAAUCUGCAGACAUUAAGAAUGUAUGAUACAAGGAAUCUUAAAAGGUUUCCAAAGGAAAUGGAAAAUUUGAUCAACUUGAGGCAUGUUUAUUUCGACUAUGAUAGGGAAGUUCCAUUUGGGAUGAGACGAUUGACUCGUCUGCAAACAUUACGUUACUUUAAUUUGGAUAAGGAAAGGAAUCAUGGAAUUGACGAGUUGGGUGGCUUAAACCAAUUAAAAGGUAAACUAAUUAUCACAUCUUUGGAAUAUGUGAGAGACAAACAUGAAGCGGAGAAAUCAAAUUUAGCAGGGAAAGUAAAUAUACGAAAGUUGACAUUAGAAUGGGGGUGGAGGGAUGACUGGGAGAGAAACAAGGAGAGUGAUGUUGAUGUAUUAGAAAGUCUCCAACCGAACCCAGAGUUAGAAAUCUUAAAGAUUGAAAGCUUCAUGGGUGUUAAAUUAGCAUCAUGGAUGAUGAUUCUACUCAAUUUGAAAAAGAUCCGGUUAUCCAACUGCAGGGAAUGUGAAGAAGUCCCUCCACUCGGCCAUUUGCCAAAUCUUAGGCAUGUUAAAUUUGAAAAUAUGGAUAAGCUUAAAUGUGUGGGAGUUGAGUUUUAUGGUUAUAACCAUGUUUACGGUGGUGCGGCUUUGUUUCCAUCAUUGAAAACGUUAGUUUUUAAUGAUUGCCCAGCUCUAAUUGAAUGGAAGGAAGUGGAUGUGAUUACGCCAGCAUCGGUGUUUCCCUGCCUUGAGGAGUUGACUUUUUGGACUUGCAGGGAAUUGAGAAAUGCUCCAAGUUGUUUUCCAUCUCGCCAGAAGUUGACGAUACAUAAUAUUGACCAGGUCAUGGCAAUAGAAAAUAUAUGCAGUCAACUAACCACUCUCACUCACCUCAAUAUUGAUGAAGCCACAGAGCUUACUCGUCUGCCAGUAGGGAUGCUGGAAAAGAACCAGAAUCUUCGGUGGCUGCGUAUUUGCGGUUGCAAAAAGCUUAGCCAUUUACCUGAUGAGCUACACACAUUCCGUCUUCUUGAGGAGUUGACCCUAGAGAAUUGUCCUAGUCUAGAGUUCAUUCCAAUUACCACCCAGAGCCAGGGCAUGCCAUGUCUCCGCAAAUUGAAGAUUCGGAAUUGUGAGAAAUUAUCAAGCUGGCCGAGUGGGUUGGAAUAUUGCACCUCUCUUCAGAAAUUGCAUAUUGAAAAUUGUCAAAAUUUGAGGCAUUUACCGGUUGAUGCGCUACAGAACCCCGUCUCUCUUGAGAAGCUGUGCACAAAGUAUUGCACUAAUCUAGAAGCUAUUCCCAGUUUAGACAACCUCACAUCCCUCCGUGAGUUGUCUAUUUGGGUUUGUGAUGGACUCACAAGUCUACCGAGGGGGAUUCAAUCCUGCACAUCUCUUAACCGCUUGACAAUCAGUGAAUGCCACAAUUUGAUCUCGCUGGCAGAUGUUGAUGUGUCCAGGUUGCAGUCUCUUUUCUAUUUACAAAUAUUGGAUUGUCAGAAAUUAAAAUAUUUGCCAACGGGGCUACGCUCUCUGACGAGUUUGAAAUGGAUGAGAAUCGGUAAGUUUUGGGAGGAGCUCGAUUCUUUCCCUGCUUUUGAGCUUCCAUCACAAAUCCGAAAGUUAGAUAUCAGAGGGUGGCCUAAGCUCAAGUCUCUGCCUCAAGAAAUUCAACACUUGACUACUUGUUUAGAAAAAUUGAUUAUAGAUUCUUUCGACAGCAUGGAGGCUCUUCCAGAGUGGUUGGGUAACCUUUCAUCUCUUAUCCGCCUGAAUAUCUCGGGUUGUAAGAAUCUGAUGUAUCUGCCUACCGUUGAAGUUAUGCAACGCCUCACCAAAUUAGAAACACUAUGGAUUAGUGGAUGUCCCCGUCUAGCGGAAAGAUGCGCCAAGGAGAGCGGCCCAGAAUGGCACAAGAUUUCUCACAUCCCAAAUAUAAUAGUUUACGAAUCCGAAUCUUCAAGUGGUGAUUAGGAGUAGCUCAGCUAUUCAUGUUUUUCAUGAAUGUGCCUUCGGGGAGUAGCUGCAACUUCCACUUUGAAGCACAAAAUUUGGGGCUAGCAUCCAUUUGAAGUGUAAACAGUCCUUAGAAGACGUUUAUAAAAUUUUGAUGAACUGGAGGGUUUACUGGAGUGAUGAGGGUACCUUGAAGCUUUCAGUGAACUAUCUAUUUGUAUAUGUGAGAAUCUGAAGAAUCUACCAGCAGUGGAAGCUCUGAAAAUUUCCCCAAAAUGAAAAGAUGCACCGAGGAGAGCCAGAGUCAUGUGCAAGGAGAUACGUGGCAUAAUGCAGCCAAU